AUGAUUUACACGACGCAGAUUGUCCGUCUCGAUGGGUUGACACUGGUAGCAUCAGUGGACGACGCACAGGCACAGGAGUUGGGCGAGUUAAAGGGAAACAUCAGACAAGUGAUCAAGAAGCUCACGCCCAAUUCCGAACCGCGAGCGUCCAUUGAAAGCGCCAAAUACUCUAUACAUUACGUGCUCAAUGACAACGUCGCCUACCUCGCCAUCACCGAACGCAGCUACCCGAAGAAGCUGGCACUCACAUACCUCGAGGAUGUGCGUGCAGAGUUUCAGACGUCUUACAAGCGCGAUGCGUAUCUGGAUCCUCAGCUCCGUCCGUACGCAUACGGCGAAUUCGAUCGAUUCAUAGAGCGCACGAAGAAGACAUAUCAGGACAGCCGGGCGACAGACAACUUGGGGAGACUGAAUGAUGAGCUCAAGGACGUCACGCAAGUCAUGACAAAAAACAUUGAGGAUUUACUAUACCGUGGAGAUUCGCUGGAGAAGAUGGGCGACAUGUCUUCAAGGUUGAGAGAAGACUCGGCCAAGUACAAGCGUGCAGCAGUACGGAUCAACUGGGAACUGCUGCUCAAGCAAUACKGCCCUUUCGCAGGCCUUGGCCUUGUGAUACUCAUUCUUCUUGUGUGGAGAUUCUGGUAG
Ramularia collo-cygni is the source of this 645-nucleotide messenger RNA. Its product is annotated as probable protein transport protein sec22. The transcript is spliced from 3 exons. The record is from RefSeq and is a predicted model, not a curated record. The coding region runs from base 1 to 645 and encodes 214 amino acids. Gene Ontology annotation, molecular function: SNAP receptor activity. Gene Ontology annotation, cellular component: SNARE complex; endoplasmic reticulum membrane; ER to Golgi transport vesicle membrane. Gene Ontology annotation, biological process: vesicle fusion with Golgi apparatus; endoplasmic reticulum to Golgi vesicle-mediated transport; retrograde vesicle-mediated transport, Golgi to endoplasmic reticulum. NCBI's taxonomy places the organism in Eukaryota, Fungi, Ascomycota, Dothideomycetes, Mycosphaerellales, Mycosphaerellaceae.